AUGGCUUUCCACACUCGCUCUAACAGCUUCCCCUCUAGGCCACACCCGGUCCUUCAAGAAGUUGAUGAACUCUUGUGCAGAUUGAAAUCUUCUGAGUCCACCUCUGCAUCUUCAUCUUCAAUAAGCCACAAACUAAGUGGCCUCCAAGACUUGCACGAUUGUGUUGAUAGGUUGCUUCAGUUGCCCCUCACUCAGCAAGCCUUAGCACAAGAGCAGAAUGAGAAAUGGGCUAAUGAGCUACUAGAUGGCUCUCUCAGACUCUUGGAUGUUUCUAGCAGUGCUAAGGAUGCCAUCUUGCAAACUAAGGAAUGCGUACAGGAUCUUCAAUCGAUCAUAAGAAGGAGAGGAGGUGAAACUGGUCUCACAAGUGAGGUUAGGAAAUACUUAACCUCUAGGAAGAUGGUGAAAAAGGCAAUCCAAAAGGCUAUGAAGAAUCUCAAGGGAACCAAAAACAGAUCCACAUUUUCUUCCCUCAACAAUGACAAUGAGACAUUUUCCAUUGUUAGCAAGUUGAGAGAAGUUGAAGCAAUCACCCCCACAGUGUUUGAGUCACUUCUUUCCUUCAUAUCCGGGCCAAAAUCACAGCCCAGCAGCUGGUCACUAGUCUCCAAGAUGAUGCAGUCAAAGAAAGUGGCUUGUGAGGAAGCGACAGAAAUAAAUGAAUUUUCAGAGGUGGAUGCUGCGUUGAACUCACUCAUUAGACACAAGGCAAGCAAGCCUAGUGCUGAUGAUGCCCACAAUCAACUUGACCAACUGGAGUCAUGCAUUCAAGACCAAGAACAAGGACUUGAGUGCCUAUUUAGGCAAAUGAUCAAAACAAGAGUCUCCCUCCUCAACAUCCUAAACCACUAG
This is a messenger RNA of Prunus armeniaca (apricot), 852 nucleotides long. The record is from the annotation of a GenBank genome assembly. NCBI's taxonomy places the organism in Eukaryota, Viridiplantae, Streptophyta, Magnoliopsida, Rosales, Rosaceae.